AUGGCUCUAGGUAGUGUGGUGGUGAGUAGUGUCAUCUCUCUGCAGAAUAAAGGCUCUCUGUAGUCUGAGAUACUAAGUAAUAGGUAGUAACAGUAUUUGUUUCAGUUUCUUUCCAGAAUAAUGCUCUGUUGCAGUUUGACAGUUGUAGUGCGUACUGGGUCAUAUUCACUAGGUACGAAACAGAAGCAAACAUGCCGAAACAGAGAGUGACUACUUGAAAUUGUCCAAAAAAGAAACGCUUGUUUUCAUUUUCUGUUGCAAAACAUUUUCUACAGUGUGCACUAAUGAAUAUGACCCUGAGUAGUAACAGUAUAGUUGUAGUGAGUAGUAACAGUAGUAUCAUCUCUCUCCAGAAUAAAGGCUCCUUGCAGUUUGAGGACAAGUGGGACCUGAUGAGGCCCAUCGUUCUCAAGCUGCUGAGACAGGAGGCUGUCACCAAGCAGCAGUGGUUCGACCUCUUCUCGUAAGACACACACACUGCAUCACACCACACCAAACUGCACAACAGACACAUACUGCACCGCAGACACACACACACAAAACCCUAUGCUUAUUAUUGUGUGUUGCAGAGACGUCCAUGCUGUGUGUCUAUGGGAUGAUAAGGGCCCAGCUAAGAUCCACCAGGCCCUCAAAGAAGACAUUCUAGACUUCAUCAAACAAGCUCAGAACGUAAGUGUGACUGUGGGUUACAGGGGAAGGGUUUUGGUAAGGGUUUAAAUCACAUUUGAGUUUGGAAUGUGCUGUUCUUCACACACACAUGCACAUGCGUGCACACACACACACACACACCUUUCCAGUACAGUGAUGACAGUUCCAGGCAAGAGGCUACUCUUAAACUCCCGACCUCUACCUAUGCAACCUGUCUCUGACCUAACCUCUGACCUGUGUUUCCAUGGCAGCGUGUGUUGAGUCACCAGGAUGACACAGCGUUACUGAAGGCCUACAUUGUGGAGUGGAGGAAGUUCUUCACGCAGUGUGACAUCCUGCCCAAACCCUUCUGUCAGCUGGAGAUCACACUGAUGGGGAAGCAGGGCAGCAACAAGAAGUCUAACGUUGAGGACAGCAUCGUACGCAAGGUGAGGAGAGGGGGAUGAGAGGAGAAAGGGGGAGGAAAGGAAAAGAUGAGGGAGGGGAGAGAUGGACAAUGCUCAUCUUUUUGAUAGUAUGCAUCAAUUGUCUCAUCCUGCUUACUCACUCUCUCUCUUUUCCUCUCUCUGUCCCCCUCUGAAUCUCCUCUAGUUGAUGUUGGACACAUGGAACGAGUCGAUCUUCUCCAACAUAAAGAGCCGUCUUCAGGACAGUGCUAUGAAGCUGGUUCACGCUGAGAGGCUGGGAGAGGCUUUUGACUCACAGCUGGUUAUAGGAGUACGAGAAUCAUAUGGUAGGACACACACACACUGAGUGGCUAACAUCCACACAUUUUAUAUGGGAAGUUAUGGUGAAGCAUGGUACGUUUUCGGUAUGUUGACUGUGUGUGUGUGUGUGUGUGUGUGUGUAGUCAACCUGUGCUCCAACCCUGAAGACAAGCUCCAGAUCUACAGAGAUAACUUUGAGAAGGCCUACCUGGACUCAACUGAGAGGUUCUACAGAACACAGGCCCCAUCAUACCUACAGCAGAACGGAGUCCAGAACUACAUGAAAUAUGUAAGGACUGCUCUCUCUCUGUGUGUGUGUGUGUGUCAGUGUGUUGUUGUUGUGACAAUAUCUCAGUGGGUGUGUAUACAUUCACUGAUCGCGUGUGUCUUGCAGGCAGACACAAAGCUAAGGGAAGAGGAGAAGAGGGCAGUUCGAUACCUCGAGACUCGUCGUGAAUGUAACUCUGUCCAAGCAGUGAGUAGACAGACUGUUUACCCAUGAGGCUGUAUAGACUGGUUUUAACUCAUAUUCACAGUCAACAGAUGAUGAUGUAGAUGUCAUGUAGAUCAAUGUUAGUCUCUGAUGUCUCUCUCCAGCUGAUGGAAUGUUGUGUGAACGCUCUGGUGACGUCGUUUAAAGAAACCAUCCUGGCCGAAUGUCCUGGCAUGAUCAAACGCAACGAGACAGACAGUGAGUAACACGUUACAUUACUACUGUAACCCACCAACCUUGGGACCGUUUGUAGAAGAGGGUCCUUCUUUGUGUAACGUUAAUGUCCUUCCCCCUUCAGAGCUCCACCUGAUGUUUUCCCUGAUGGAUAAGGUUCCUAGUGGGAUAGAGCCCAUGCUGAAAGACCUGGAGGAUCACAUCAUGAACGCUGGGCUGGCUGAUAUGGUGGCUGCUGCAGAGACUAUCACUUCUGUAUGUACACACACACACAGAUCUGUCUUACUAUAGUUGUGAGGACUUUUUGGCGACCAACAAUUGAUUCCCAUUGAAAAUCCAAUUUCCCUUAACCCUGAUUCUAACCCCUAAGCCUAAAAUGUCCUCACUUCUCUGAAUUUGAGUUGGUUUACUAUUCUUGUGAGGACUUCUGGUACUCACAAGUAUAGUAAAACAUGUACACACUCAAAAUCAGCUAGUAUAUCUGUAUUUCUCUUGUUAUUCCUGUGUGUGUAGGACUCUGAGAAGUACGUGGAGCAGCUGCUGAUGUUGUUUAACCGUUUCAGUAAACUGGUGAAGGAGGCUUUUCAGGACGACCCUCGAUUCCUCACCGCCAGAGACAAGGUACACACACACACAUACAGCGAGAGAAAAGGGGGUGAAGGGAGGAGAUGGAAUGGAGGGGUGGAGAGAAAAGGGGGGUGGGGAUGGAUGGAGGAGGAGAAAAAAAGUGAGGGGAGAGAGGAGAGCGGGAGGUUUGACAGUUCUGUGUUUCUCUCCAGGCCUACAAAGCUGUAGUGAACGAUGCCACCAUCUUUAAACUAGAGCUGCCACUCAAACAGAAAGGGUGAGACAAACCUGAGUUUUAUGUUUAUAUUAUAUUCCUUGGUUAUGUGUCAAUAUGGCUGCUGGUCCACCCAUCACGGAACAUUAGCUGCAUCCUGAUUCUCCAUCCUUUUCCUGAGGGGUGCAUUUUCACACUCCCCAUCAUGGAUUUAAAAGCAUAUGAUUUGUGUAACCAUUGGCUGGAGGUAGUUUCCAUUACUGUAAAAUCCAUGCAAGAAAGUGUGCACGUGUAGACUUCGGAAAAAGGGUGGAGAAUCGGGACACAGCCAGUGACUUGAAUGUAGAUGCCUGUUUUAGCAAUUAUAUUUAUAUAUGUGCUAUUCAUCUGUGUGUCUCUCUACAGGGUAGGUCUGAAGACCCAGCCAGAGUCUAAGUGUCCAGAGCUCCUAGCUAACUACUGUGACAUGCUGCUGAGGAAAACCACCCUAAGCAAGAAACUCACCUCAGAGGAGAUAGAACUCAAACUCAAAGAAGUGGUGAAGACUCUCACCUAGUACUGUAGAAUGAGCCCCGAUUCUCAAACUCUUAUUCAUGGAUUUUAAAGCAUUGGGAUUGUUGUAAGCAUUGGCUGUUGUGAAAUCCAUGACGGGAAGUGGGCACUUUCGGAGAAGGGUGUAGAAUUGGGAUGCAGCCGUAGUCUUCUAUCCUGUUCAUCCUGAACCCUUCUAGCUGCUGGUGUUGAAGUAUGUUCAGAAUAAGGAUGUGUUCUUUCGCUCUCUCUCCCCCCCCAGUUGCUGGUAUUGAAGUAUGUUCAGAAUAAGGAUGUGUUUAUGAGGUACCAUAAAGCCCACCUGACCAGAAGACUGAUUCUGGAUAUCUCAGCCGACAGCGAGAUCGAAGAGAACAUGGUGGAGUGGCUCAGGGUAAGAGCACACACACAGACAGAUGCUUUCUCUCUCUCUAUACCCCUUUUUGAUUUAUUUUUUUCCCCCUGGGUCGUCUGUGUGUGGGUAGGAGGUGGGGAUGCCUGCAGACUAUGUGAAUAAGCUGGCCAGGAUGUUCCAGGACAUUAAAGUAUCGGACGAUCUCAACCAGGUCUUCAAGGAAAUGCACAAACACAACAAGCUGGCUCUACCAGGUAACAGACACUCACACACUCGCUCUACGAGGUAACAAACACACAGACCCUAUGGCCUGAGCUUGUGUGAUUAUUAACCACAGCCUCAAUAUUCCUCCUGCUGGUGUAUCAUAGUAAUGCACUAAUACGCUCUAUCUGUCUCUCUCUCUCUCUCGCUCAGCUGACAGUGUGAAUAUAAAGAUCCUGAAUGCAGGGGCGUGGUCGAGGAGCAGUGAGAAGGUGUUUGUGUCUCUGCCUACUGAGCUGGAGGAUCUGAUCCCAGAGGUAGAAGACUUCUACAAGAGGAACCACAGCGGGAGGAAACUACACUGGCACCACCUCAUGUCCAAUGGCAUCGUGAGUGGAAGAUACACACCCAGACAGACAGACAGACACAGUGCACACACACUCAGAAACAUAAUCAGUGGAAAAACUACUAUCACCUCAUGUCCAACGGCAUAGUGAUCUCCCUCCUCUCCCCUGUGUGUGUGGGGGUGUGUGUGUGUGUUGUGUGUGGGCGUGUAUGUUUAGAUCACCUUCAAGAACGAAAUGGGUCAUUAUGACCUUGAGGUCACAACCUUUCAGCUGGCAGUCCUAUUCGCCUGGAACCAGCGGCCGCGGGAGCGAAUCAGCUUUGAGAACCUUAAAUUGGCCACUGAGCUGCCCGAUGCUGAGCUACGACGCACACUCUGGGUAACACACACACACACUCUCUGGGAUUGAAAAAUGAAAGCAAACAUUACAAUAUAAACGCAGUUCAUACACAGAGAAGAGACUGAGAGAACAAACUAAUUACCUCUCUUUCUCUCCCUCUCUCUGCUGUCUCUUCUCUGUCUCUAGUCUCUGGUAGCGUUCCCUAAGCUGAAGAGACAGGUGUUGUCCUAUGAGCCUUCAGUCUCCUCCCCUAAAGACUUCACAGACAGCACCCUGUUCUAUGUCAACCAGGACUUCUCUCUCAUGUACAUAGCGAAAACAUUAGCUUUGAACCCACAACACUGUGUUAGCCCCCUGAGCUACAGUGAGGGAAAAAAGUAUUUGAUACCCUGCUGAUUUUGUACGUUUGCCCACUGACAAAGAAAUGAUCAGUCUAUAAUUUUAAUGGUAGGUUUAUUUGAACAGUGAGAGACAGAAUAACAACAAAAAAAUCCAGAAAAACGCAUGUCAAAAAUGUUAUAAAUUGAUUUGCAUUUGAAUGAGGGAAAUAAGUAUUUGACCCCCUCUCAAUCAGAAAGAUUUCUGGCUCCCAGGUGUCUUUUAUAUAGGUAACGAGCUGAGAUUAGGAGCACACUCUUAAAGGGAGUGCUCCUAAUCUCAGCUUGUUACCUGUAUAAAAGACACCUGUCCACAGAAGCAAUCAAUCAAUCAGAUUCCAAACUCUCCACCAUGGCCAAGACCAAAGAGCUCUCCAAGGAUGUCAGGGACAAGAUUGUAGACCUACACAAGGCUGGAAUGGGCUACAAGACCAUCACCAAGCAGCUUGGUGAGAAGGUGACAACAGUUGGUGCGAUUAUUUGCAAAUGGAAUAAACACAAAAGAACUGUCAAUCUCCCUCGGCCUGGGGCUCCAUGCAAGAUCUCACCUCGUGGAGUUGCAAUGAUCAUGAUAACGGUGAGGAAUCAGCCUAGAACUACACGGGAGGAUCUUGUCAAUGAUCUCAAGGCAGCUGGGACCAUAGUCACCAAGAAAACAAUUGGUAACACACUACGCUGUGAAGGACUGAAAUCCUGCAGCGCCCGCAAGGUCCCCCUGCUCAAGAAAGCACAUAUACAGGCCCGUCUGAAGUUUGCCAAUGAACAUCUGAAUGAUUCAGAGGAGAACUGGGUGAAAGUGUUGUGGUCAGAUGAGACCAAAAUCGAGCUCUUUGGCAUCAACUCAACUCGCCGUGUUUGGAGGAGGAGGAAUGCUGCCUAUGACCCCAAGAACACCAUCCCCACUGUCAAACAUGGAGGUGGAAACAUUAUGCUUUGGGGGCGUUUUUCUGCUAAGGGGACAGGACAACUUCACCGCAUCAAAGGGACGAUGGACGGGGCCAUGUACCGUCAAAUCUUGGGUCAGAACCUCCUUUCCUCAGCCAGGGCAUUGAAAAUGGGUCGUGGAUGGGUAUUCCAGCAUGACAAUGACCCAAAACACACGGCCAAGGCAACAAAGGAGUGGCUCAAGAAGAAGCACAUUAAGGUCCUGGAGUGGCCUAGCCAGUCUCCAGACCUUAAUCCCAUAGAAAAUCUGUGGAAGGAGCUGAAGGUUCGAGUUGCCAAACGUCAGCCUCGAAACCCUAAUGACUUGGAGAAGAUCUGCAAAGAGGAGUGGGACAAAAUCCCUCCUGAGGUGUGUGCAAACCUGGUGGCCAACUACAAGAAACGUCUGACCUCUGAUUGCCAACAAGGGUUUUGCCACCAAGUACUAAGUCAUGUUUUGCAGAGGGGUCAAAUACUUAUUUCCCUCAUUUAAAAUGCAAAUCAAUUUAUAACAUUUUUGACAUGCGUUUUUCUGGAUUUUGUUGUUGUUAUUCUGUCUCUCACUGUUCAAAUAAACCUACCAUUAAAAUUAUAGACUGAUCAUGUCUUUGUCAGUGGUCAAACGUACAAAAUCAGCAGGGGAUCAAAUACUUUUUUCCCUCAUUGUAAAUAAAGGCAUUGAAUGGGAGCACAAAGGCAUUGAAUGGUUGCAAAAUUCUGGUAACUUUCCCCACAUUCCCAGGAUUUCUAAAAAUUACUAAUUGGAGCAUUCCAGACUUUCCUGCUUAUUCCAUCCUGAUUCUAGGAAUCUGGAAUUUCUGAAAAACCUGGGAUUUUUGGGAAAGAUGGCAGAGUUUUGCAACCUUAAUUGCACCUCACUGCAACCGCUGUUGACUUACUAUGUUCUAUUUAGUUAAUGUAACUGUAUGUAUUCUAACUCAUCAGUCAUUUUGGGGAAGUUUGAAUGUUGAUGAAAGCUUUGUUGUCAUGGUUUCCUACUUAGGGACCAGGAUGGAAUGUUGAGGAGCAGUUUCAGGUGUGAUUGCUGAUGGGAUAUUGAGUUCUUUAGUCUCUCUGUUUCUUAGUAAAAACUCCAAGGUCCAGAAAAGAGGCAAGAUUAAUCUGAUUGGUCGACUGCAGCUGACCACGGAGCGAAUGAGAGAGGAGGAGAACGAGGGCAUCGUCCAGCUGAGAAUAUUAAGAACCCAGGUAACGUUACACAUUUAAAGGUCCAACUUGAGGAACCUGAAGUUUCAGCACUUUUUUCCCCAAAUACUUGAAUGGAGCACUAAGCCUUGAGUGAGAACAUGAAAAACUAGGUUUUAUCAAUCAUAACCAUACCAGUUGAAUGUGUGGCAACGUUGAGUAAAGAUAUAAUGCUGUACGUUGUUUGACCCACCCACCCCUCUCCAGGAGGCCAUCAUCCAGAUUAUGAAAAUGAGGAAGAGGAUCAGUAAUGCCCAGCUACAGACAGAGCUGGUAGAGAUCCUCAAGAACAUGUUCCUGCCCCAGAAGAAGAUGAUCAAGGAACAGAUCGAGUGGCUCAUCGAACACAAAUACAUCAAACGGGACGAGACUGACAUCAACACCUUUAUCUACAUGGCAUAG
This is a messenger RNA of Coregonus sp. 'balchen', 7485 nucleotides long. Lineage: Eukaryota; Metazoa; Chordata; Actinopteri; Salmoniformes; Salmonidae. The record is from the annotation of a GenBank genome assembly.